AUGGGGGACAGGUUGAUUCGAACUCCUGAGGAUGAAGAGUUCGCCGAGGCAGAUGAGAUCCUCUCGGAUCUCCGGAAGAAAGCUGACACAGGUGAAGGCGAUCUCCCUUGGGGCGAUUGCCUCAGCAGAUCCUGGGAAGAUGGCGUCCUUCGCGUCACUCGCUCGUAUGCCACAGGCUCCGAUGCGUCAUCACCAGACGUGAUCAUCCAGGAGUUUCCCUACUCUGCACACCCAUGCUCAGGCGUGGGUGGCACAGGUGGCAUGGUGUGGCCAGGUGCAAUCGUUCUUGCCUCGCAGCUUCGGGCAAGGCCCGAGCUCCUCUCAGACGCCACUGUGGUGCUGGAGCUGGGCGCUGGCUGCGGCCUGCCUGGUCUUGCCGCAGCGUCCCUGCUCCGACGCGACGGCGGAGCCCGGCGCGUGAUCUUGACCGACGGCCCUGAGGCUGUCCUCACCAAUCUGGAGCACAACGCACGGGCUAACGAGGAGCGAGUCGCGCCAGUGGCGUUGGAAGUGGCCAAGCUGAUUUGGGAGGAGCUUCUGGAUGGCACGACGCCUCCUCCCGCUAAGGCCGUUGACGUGCUGCUCGGCUCCGAUGUCAUUUGGGGCGACCGGGGACCAAUGGUCGGUAGAGUAGCUCGCCUUCUGGUGAGGCCUGGUGGUUGGCUCAUAAUCAGCGCGCAGAAGGGCAGAGAAGGCCUCGACACGUUCCAGCGCUUGCUGUGCUCCUCUGAGGAGGCAUCACUUGGCCCGACGUUCUCUGUGGAGGUGCUGGAAGAAGAGAUGAACGGCGAGGCCUUCCUGGUCUUCAUUUGUCACCGGCUCCCGGCUUGA
Symbiodinium natans is the source of this 831-nucleotide messenger RNA. Lineage: Eukaryota; Dinophyceae; Suessiales; Symbiodiniaceae. The record is from the annotation of a GenBank genome assembly.